Messenger RNA from Harpia harpyja (harpy eagle), 1727 nucleotides. It is a transcript of the gene DLX2, whose product is annotated as distal-less homeobox 2. Gene Ontology annotation, biological process: negative regulation of transcription by RNA polymerase II; embryo development; cell differentiation. The transcript has 3 exons. NCBI's taxonomy places the organism in Eukaryota, Metazoa, Chordata, Aves, Accipitriformes, Accipitridae. The record is from RefSeq and is a predicted model, not a curated record. Bases 110 to 940 code for a protein of 276 amino acids. Gene Ontology annotation, molecular function: RNA polymerase II cis-regulatory region sequence-specific DNA binding; DNA-binding transcription factor activity, RNA polymerase II-specific.
GAGCGCAGCGCAGCGCGGCGAGCAUGGUGGCGUGGCCCUGACCGCUUCUCCCCGGUGGGGACGGCCGCGGGGCGGCGGCGGCCCGUGCCCCGGCGGGCUGGGGCGCGGGAUGACCGGGGUGCUGGAGAGCCUGGUGCCGGACAUGCACGCCAGCCAGAUCUCCGCCGGCAGCUACCACCAACACGGCGGCCUGCACAAGCCGCAGGAGUCCCCCACGCUGCCCGUCUCCACGGCCACCGACAGCAGCUACUACACCAACCAGCAGCACGGGGCGGCGGGCGGCCCGCCCUACGGCCCGGUCGGCUCCUACCCCUACGCGGGCGGCGGCACCGCCCCCUACUCCGCCAAGGCCGGCUACGACCUGGGCUACGCGGGCGCCUACGGCUCCUACGGGCCCUACGGCAGCAGGGCCUCUCCGGCCAACAACGACUCCGCAGAGAAGGAAGACUGCGAGCCGGAGAUCAGGAUCGUGAACGGGAAGCCGAAGAAAGUGCGGAAGCCCCGGACCAUCUACUCCAGCUUCCAGCUGGCAGCUCUGCAGCGGCGCUUCCAGAAAACCCAGUACCUCGCCCUGCCCGAGAGAGCGGAGCUGGCGGCCUCCCUCGGCCUCACCCAGACACAGGUGAAGAUCUGGUUUCAGAACCGUCGCUCCAAGUUCAAGAAGAUGUGGAAGAGCGGCGAGAUCCCGGCGGAGCCGCCCCCCCGCCGCAGCGCCUCGCCGCCGCCCCCCUCCUCGCCCCCCGCCUGGGACUUUGCUCCGCACCCGCGCACGGCGGGCGGCGCCGGCACCGCCAGCCCCAGCCCCGCCGCCGCCUUCCUCGGUAGCUACUCAUGGUACCCGCCGGCGCCCGGCGGCUCGGCGCACCUGCCGGCGGCCGCCCCCCUCCCGCAGCCGGCGCAGCCCCCGCCCCACCACGGCGGCGGCGGCGGCAUCUUCUAGAUGCCGCAGAGACUUGAGCCCGCGGGGCCGCGCCCGGCGGCCGCGGGGCACCGAGGUGCAGCACUGGUGUUUUGGUGAAGCCUGGCUCCGGCCGUCCCGGCGGAGAGGAACCGCUCCGCGCCCCGUCCCGUCACGUCGCGGCGCCGGCGGCGGACCCCCUGUGCGAUCGGCCCCACCGGGCCUGCCCUCCCGCCGCCAAAAUAACCGCGCAGUGGAGCAAGCACCUGCUUCCACUCCCUCCGUCCCCCUUCCUCCUCCCCGGCUUUUUCAUCAAACCACCGGUGCAGAGCUUUGGUUAACUUUAUUUUUUAUUUUUUUAAAGUUGAUAGGUGCCUUUGCGGAUGACCUCACUUUGAUGCUGGGGAUUAAAAAAAUAAAAUGUUAAAAAAAAAGAUAAUUUUUAUAUGUAGGUUUAAAACAAGAGCCUCCCGUGUCUAAGUUACCCUUUUUAGCCGUGAACGAAACCGUCCGGCGAGGGGGGGCCGGUCGCAGGCAGUGGUACCGGCGCGGCUCUGCUCCCCGCGGCGGGAGGGCUCCCGCCCGCGCGGUGCCUCCGGGCGGGUUUCGUGACCCGACGGGGCCUUCCCGGGGCGGGCGCCGAGCCCUCCCCUCCUCCCCCCCCCCCGCCGGCAACCCAGCCACUGGUCCUGCCCCUGCGCCGUUUGAUGUCUAGAGUCGUGGAAAAAAAAGGGUAUUUUGGGUUAUUUAUUAUGGAAAACUUAAACACUCUUUAAUGUUUCUUUUACAAUAAGCAGAGAUUAUUUAAAUAAAUUAUUGUUUCCAUGGU